AUGAAUUACAGAAAUAAUGUACGUACGAUAAGUGCAGCAAACAGUUGUCCAGCAAGUCCGCGUCAAAGUUUUCAUCAAAACCAAAACAAUUACAACAAUUAUGCAAACAACAAUUUACAAAACCAGGAUUUAUUCCAAACACCUUCAACUGCUAGUUACAACCACAAUGAGAAGCCACCUUACAGCUAUGCUCAAUUAAUAGUACAAGCUAUAUCUGCUGCACCAGAUAAGCAAUUAACGCUAUCGGGCAUUUAUUCAUUUAUUGUGAAACAUUAUCCAUACUACCGAAAGGAGACUAACAAGGGUUGGCAAAAUUCCAUACGUCAUAAUCUCAGUUUAAAUAGAUAUUUUAUUAAAGUGGCACGUUCUCAGGAUGAACCAGGUAAAGGUAGCUUCUGGCGUAUUGAUCCUGAUAGUGGUGCCAAAUUGAUUGAUCACAGCUAUAAGAAGCGACGUCAACGCAGUAGUCAAGGUUUUAGACCUUCAUACGGUAUGCCACGUUCUGCACCAGUAUCACCAAGUCAUAUGGACAAUUCACGUGAGAGUUCACCAUUGCAAGAUAUUGUAUUACAAUCUGCACCUGGAUCACCAGGCUUAUCUUUGGAAAAUCGUCCAGCUGAAGCUGAUCUUGUGUAUAAUUCUCAAAAUGUACACCAAUCAGCUGCAAAUAAUUCUCACACUCAAUAUAAUAGUGGCAGCCCAUAUUACAUUUCAAAUCAAAAUUCUGUUAUUGGUUUACCUGGAGGAGCACAAUUACAACACGAAAGCAGUGGAAAUAGUGGAGGCAAUUCAGUUGGAACUCUUAUUCAACUCAAACGUAAUAAUCCCAUGACUGCAAAUACUGGUGCAGCAAAUAUUGCUCAUCACCAACAACAGCAGCAGCAGCAGCAACAACAACAACAACCACAGCAACAACAAAUUAAACAACCACUACAUCCUGAUAUCAUCUAUGAGGAAAUGCCAACAGAUUAUAGUGGCAAUAUGGAAUCUGGCGAUGAGUGUGACGGUGCCAAACGGCCAAAAUAUAUUUCUGAAGUACUCUGAUGUGUUUACAAUGUGCGUGUUAAGCAACAUAAUUGAAACCUAUAUACAUUAAAUCAAAUUUGAGAAACGACAAACACACGUAAACACAAAAACAAAUACAAAUACCAAUCAUGUAUAUUGAAUUUGACAACAAAAAUUAUGUGAAUUUUGCU
Teleopsis dalmanni is the source of this 1196-nucleotide messenger RNA. RefSeq names its product forkhead box protein K1-like. Lineage: Eukaryota; Metazoa; Arthropoda; Insecta; Diptera; Diopsidae. Gene Ontology annotation, molecular function: DNA-binding transcription factor activity, RNA polymerase II-specific; RNA polymerase II cis-regulatory region sequence-specific DNA binding. The record is from RefSeq and is a predicted model, not a curated record. The transcript is spliced from 7 exons. Bases 1 to 1044 code for a protein of 347 amino acids. Gene Ontology annotation, biological process: regulation of transcription by RNA polymerase II.